Urocitellus parryii (Arctic ground squirrel) is the source of this 1368-nucleotide messenger RNA. RefSeq names its product keratin 35 (gene Krt35). Lineage: Eukaryota; Metazoa; Chordata; Mammalia; Rodentia; Sciuridae. Gene Ontology annotation, biological process: epithelial cell differentiation; intermediate filament organization. Gene Ontology annotation, molecular function: structural molecule activity. Gene Ontology annotation, cellular component: cytoskeleton. The record is from RefSeq and is a predicted model, not a curated record.
AUGGCUUCCAAAUGCCUCAAAGCCAGCUUCUCCUCGGGAUCCCUCAAGAGCCCAGGAGGGACCGGAGGGGGCUCCAGUCGAGUAUCCACCAUCUAUUCCAGCAGCUCUUGCAAACUCCCGAGUCUCUCCCGGGGGGCCCGAAGUUUCUCUGUGUGCACRGCCGGGCUGGGCAGAAGCAGCUCCAGGGCUUCUGGUGGCCUCCCUGCUCUCUGCCUCCCCACUGGAGGCUUUGCYGCCAGCUACAGCAUGGGUGGGGGCUGGUUUGGGGAGGGGAUCCUCACUGGCAACGAGAAGGAGACCAUGCAGUCCCUGAACGACCGGCUGGCCAGCUACCUGGAGAAGGUGCGCCAGCUGGAGCAGGAGAACGCCAGCCUGGAGAGCCGCAUUCGGGAGUGGUGUGAGCAGCAGGUGCCCUACAUGUGCCCCGACUACCAGUCCUACUUCCGGACCAUCGAGGAGCUCCAGAAGAAGACUCUCUGCAGCAAGGCAGAGAACGCCCGGCUGGUGGUACAGAUUGACAACGCCAAGCUGGCUGCCGACGACUUCAGGACCAAGUACGAGACAGAAGUGUCCCUGCGGCAACUGGUGGAGGCUGACAUCAAUGGCCUGCGCAGGAUCUUGGAUGAUCUGACCYUGUGCAAGGCUGACCUGGAGGCGCARGUGGAGUCCCUGAAAGAGGARCUGCUCUGCCUCAAGAAGAACCACGAGGAGGAAGUGAACUCACUGCGCUGCCAGCUUGGCGACCGGCUCAAUGUCGAGGUGGAUGCUGCCCCACCUGUGGACCUGAACCGUGUUCUGGAUGAGAUGCGGUGCCAGUACGAGACUCUGGUGGAGAAUAACCGCCGGGAUGCUGAAGACUGGUUUGACACCCAGACGGAGGAGCUGAACCAGCAGGUGGUGUCCAGCUCAGAGCAGCUGCAGUCCUGUCAGGCAGAGAUCAUUGAGCUGAGACGCACGGUCAACUCCUUGGAGAUUGAACUGCAGGCCCAGCAGAGCAUGAGAGAUGCUUUGGACUCCACCCUGGCAGAGACAGAGGCCCGCUACAGCUCCCAGCUGUCCCAGAUGCAGUGCAUGAUCAGCAACGUGGAGUCCCAGCUGGCCGAGAUCCGGGCUGACCUGGAGCGUCAGAACCAAGAGUACCAGGUGCUGCUGGAUGUCCGGGCCCGGCUGGAGUGCGAGAUCAACACGUACCGGGGCCUGCUGGAGAGCGAGGACAGCAAGCUCCCCUGCAACCCGUGUGCCUCUGACUGUUCAUCCUCCAAGUCAAGUUUCCCCUGCCUUCCUGCAGCCUCCUGUGGUCCAGGCAUAGCCCGCACGACCUGCAGCCCCCGCCCUGUUUGUGUGCCCUGCCCAGGGGGUCGGUUCUGA